Messenger RNA from Tetrahymena thermophila SB210, 387 nucleotides. Its product is annotated as transmembrane protein, putative. Lineage: Eukaryota; Ciliophora; Oligohymenophorea; Hymenostomatida; Tetrahymenidae. The record is from RefSeq and is a predicted model, not a curated record. The transcript has a single exon.
AUGGGAAAUUUAUUUUGUAAAUUCAAAUAAGUUCAAAUUCAACUCAUCAAUUGCAGAAGAAUUUUCAAGUUGAAUGUUUAAGUUAAAUUUAGUGAGCAAUACUCUAUUUUAAUACUUCUUGAUUAGAGACGUUUCUAAAUCUAAUUCUCGUAUCGAACCUUCAUAUUUCAAUUGGAUAGCAUCUUAAUAGGGACCAUACUUAUAAUAAAACAGUAUAUUCUUUAUGCAGUAAUAUAUUUCAAUGUGACAAAGUACUCCAUACAAGUAUAUAGGAUAAUCUAGCGCGUUUUCAUAAUGAAAUAUACUCAUCUUUACAAUAAAAGAAAUAUAAAAAAAGGCAUAAAUACCCACAGAUUAUGCAAUUUUUCUAAUAGAAGGUUUCUUUGA